Messenger RNA from Nicotiana tabacum (common tobacco), 528 nucleotides. The record is from RefSeq and is a predicted model, not a curated record. Lineage: Eukaryota; Viridiplantae; Streptophyta; Magnoliopsida; Solanales; Solanaceae.
AUGGCCAGUCUGAGUGGACUAUCAAGAUCCUGGAGGAUGUUGAGGGCCUGUAUUAUUGAUUUCGGGGGAAAAAAAGUACUUUUGAAAGUUUUGCAUUUGAAGGGUGUGAUUAGAUUUGGAAAGAAGGGAAAGUUGAGCCCGAGAUAUAUUGGCAUGUUUCUGGUGUUAGAGAGAGUUGGAGCGGUUGCUUAUAGGCUUGCAUUGCCUCUUAGCCUAGCAAGGGUUCAUCCGUUAUUUCAUAUUUCUAUGAUUCGGAAGUAUUAUAAAGACAAGUCCCAUGUAUUGCACUACAACAUAGUGCACCUUGAUGGGAAUCUGACUUAUGAAGAAGAGUCGAUAGCUAUUGUAGAUCGGCAGUUUUGGAAGUUAGGAUCUAAGGUUGUUUAUUCCAUGAAAGUGCUUUGGAAAGGCCAGCUGACUGAGGAGGCUAUUUGGGAGUCCGAGUCUAAUAUGAGGAAUAGAUAUCUGCAUCUUUUUACCAGUUCAGGUACAUUUCAAUGUCCAUUCAAGGACAAACGUUUCUUUUAG